AUGAUGUUCGGGCAACCUGAAGUCAUCAUUCAGUCGCUAAUAGGGAAAGUGAGCGCUCUACCGGCUAUCAGGGAAGACAAGUUGGGCACACUGGUCGAUUUCGCCGUACACGUACAAAACUUCUGUGCCACCGUAGACGCGUGUGGACUGCAGGAGUAUAUGUACAACGUCACAUUACUUCACCAGCUGGUUAGCAAGCUACCACCAUCGCUCAAACUCAAUUGGGCGCAGCAUCGUUUAACGGUACCUACAGCUAACUUGGCGACUUUCAGCAGCUGGAUCUACGCCCUAGCAGAAGCAGCCAGUGUCGUCACAUUUCCGCCGUCGAUGCAGUCUGAAAAGCUUACCCAUAGCGAAGCUCGUGGCUCCAAAAAAGGUAAUGCGUACCUCAGCGCCCAUUCCGAGACACCGUCUAUCGAGGAGAAUAAAAAAACUUUGCUGAAGGAAGAUUCGACCUCAAAACCAAAUCCGGCGAAGCAGGGUUGCCCAAUCUGGUACUGCAACGCCAAGCCAUGCGGCAAAAAUGGGUGCACCUACCGGCAUCAUGAGCUGCUGCACAACGAUUCAAAGGCGAAGCCUCAGAACGACGCAGUCGUGGUCGAAAAAGGGAGUGGACCGUCCGCUCCACUCUGCCCGAGUCCAUCCGGUUGCAACACUCAUCAAUCGGCUACCAGCUCAGCACUAUUUCGCUAUCUCGCUGUCAUACUGUACGGGAAAACUAAUGUAGUUCACACGUACGCCUUCCUAGACGAGGGUUCCGAGCUUACCCUGCUCGAUCAAGACCUUGCUGAUGUGCUCCAGCUAGAUGGUAUCGAAAGACCGCUGUGUUUGCGGUGGACUGGGGGAACUGAACGCUGUGAACCGGAUUCCCGAGCCUACAAUCUUCAAAUCACUGGAGCCAAGGUGGGAAGCAAGCGGUUCGAUCUCAACGAUGUGCGAACGGUGAAGGAACUGAAGCUACCGCAACAGACGUUGGACAUGACCAAAUUUUGCGAGGAGUAUCCACACCUCCGAGACUUGCCGAUUGAUUCCUAUCGAGGUGUGCAGCCACGUAUUCUGAUUGGAACGAAGCACGCUCAUCUUGGCCUCGUCUUGAAAAGCAGGGAAGGAGAGUUUGGGCAGCCGAUCGCAGUGAAGUCACGGUUGGGCUGGACCAUCUGUGGAGGACAAGGCGAUAGGCGCGACGAGAAUCUCCACCAAACGAUGAAGGAGUACUUCUCACUUGAUAGCCUCGGAGUUACCAAACCGGACAAACUGCUGCUAUCCGUCGAAGAUCAACGUGCCCUCAUGCUGCUCAACUCGCUUACUAACCGUCGGAAUGAUCGAUAUGAGUCCGGUCUAUUGUGGCGAUAUGACGACACUCGUCUUCCGCAUAGCCAAUCUAUGGCGCUGCGGCGAUUCCAAUGCCUGAACAAGCGGAUGGAGAAGGAACCGGAGCUGCAGGCGACUCUGCAAUCAAAAAUAGAGGAAUAUUUAGCAAAAGGAUAUAUCAGAAGGCUCAGCGAUGAGGAAAUUGACCGGAAAGUGCCCCGCCGUUGGUAUUUACCCAUUUUCCCUGUAACCAAUCCAAACAAGCCUGGAAAGGUGCGGAUAGUGUGGGACGCGGCUGCUAGUGCCCACGGCACAUCGCUUAAUUCAGCCCUACUCAAAGGACCGGAUCUACUGUGUAACCUCCUCACGAUUCUACUUCAGUUCCGGGAACGUCGCGUCGGACUCACCGGCGAUAUCAGUGAAAUGUUUCACCAGGUGCAAAUCCGCGCAGAAGACCAAUUCUGUCAGUGUUUCUACUGGAAGAACAGACGCGGAGAAACGGAAGUGUACGCUAUGCAGGUGAUGACUUUCGGGGCAUGCUGCUCUCCAACCACUGCGCAGUUCGUGAAGAACACAAAUGCCGACCGAUUCACGAACGAAUUUCCGGAGGCGCAUCACGCCAUUAUAAAGUCACAUUACGUUGACGAUAUGCUGAUCAGCGUGGACUCCGAAGAUCAAGCCAUUCAGUUGGCAAAACAUGUAAGGCAUGUCCAUCAGCAAGGUGGAUUCGUGAUUCGAAACUGGAUCAGUAAUUCGAGAAAAGUUCUGGCAGCACUACAAGAGGUAAAUAUCGACGAGAAAUGCCUUGAUCUGUCCUCCGAACUAGCCACGGAAAAGGUUUUAGGCAUGUGGUGGAACACGACCGACGAUGUUUUUACCUACAAAGUGGGAUGGAAUCGUUAUGGUCCGGCUCUGUUAGGAGGUGAACGAAGGCCAACGAAGCGAGAAGUCCUACGGAUCUUGAUGACCAUCAAUGAUGUUCUUUCAUUAGGACAGAAAAACACCAUGCAGUUUAGCGUAUAA
Armigeres subalbatus is the source of this 2334-nucleotide messenger RNA. RefSeq lists its product as uncharacterized. The record is from RefSeq and is a predicted model, not a curated record. NCBI's taxonomy places the organism in Eukaryota, Metazoa, Arthropoda, Insecta, Diptera, Culicidae. The coding region runs from base 1 to 2334 and encodes 777 amino acids. The transcript is spliced from 3 exons.